Molecule: messenger RNA, 3007 nt
Organism: Durio zibethinus
Lineage: Eukaryota; Viridiplantae; Streptophyta; Magnoliopsida; Malvales; Malvaceae
Source: RefSeq, a predicted model, not a curated record
CGCGAGAGUUUUGAGCGACUGAGCGUUGCUUCAUCGAUGGUCUUUAGGAACAAACAGCCUUAUCAUUGAGUUCCUCACGAGAUUUAACCUCUUUCUUUUUUCUCUCUCUAUUGAUUUUCUUUCAUUUUAAAAAAAUUGGAAUUUAAUUUGAAAGAAAUGAGAGAUAAAACUAAAAAAGCUUCUUUUUUUUCUCUGUGAGUGAAAAAAAAAAAAGAGAAACCCAUAGACAAAGGAGUUGCCAAUGCCUUUUGAUUGCCUUACUUUUUAAGCUUUCAAAGCCAUGGCCGACGAUCUCUGUUUCUUCACGAAGGAUUCUUUUGUCCUAAAGUUGCCAAAGAAGUCUCCAUUGGUGUUGAGGAUGGUUGUGUUGUUGUUUGUAAUGGUUUGUGGUGUGUAUAUAUGCUCAAUUUGUUUGAGGCAAAUAAGCACCAGCAGCACCACUGAGUUUUUGAAUAUUGGAGUUGUCCAAAGGCCAUGUCCGGAACCUAAUAUCGAGCCAUGGGAAAUUCCUUACGUACACUAUCCGAACCCCAAAACUUAUAGCAGGGCUGAAUGUGCGUGCAAUCCUGUCCGGUAUUUUGCCAUUAUGUCAAUGCAGAGAUCUGGGAGUGGAUGGUUUGAGACGUUAUUGAACAAUCAUACUAACAUAAGCUCAAAUGGGGAGAUAUUCUCCGUGAAAGUUAGGAGGAGUAAUGUGUCAACAAUUUUUGAGACUUUGGACAAAAUUUAUAACUUAGACUGGUUGAGUAGUGCCUCAAAAAAUGAAUGCACGGCUGCAGUUGGCUUGAAGUGGAUGCUUAAUCAGGGAUUGAUGCAGCAUCAUAAAGAAAUAGUGGAAUACUUUAAUACACGGGGUGUUUCAGCUAUUUUUCUCUUUAGAAGGAAUCUUUUGCGCAGGAUGAUUUCAAUACUAGCAAAUUCCUAUGAUCGGAAUGCUAAACUACUAAAUGGAACCCACAAGUCUCAUGUUCAUUCACCCCACGAGGCUGAGAUACUUGCUAGUUAUAAGCCUGUAAUCAAUGCAAUGUUGCUUAUUCCAAAUCUAAGGCAGGUCGAAGAGACAACUAAGAAAGCUUUAGAGUACUUCAAAAGCACCCGGCACAUCAUUCUUUACUAUGAGGAUGUAGUAAAGAACCACACUAAAUUAGUCGAGGUUCAAGAGUUCCUAAAGGUUCCAAGAAGGGAGUUGAGGAGUCGUCAAGUAAAGAUACACAAGGGAUCAUUAUUCAAUCACAUUCAGAAUUGGGUUGAUGUGAAAAGGGCACUCAAUGGAACACAGUAUGAAAGUUACCUAUAUGGAGAUUACAGGAAGUAAAGCAGUGGCAUGACGUACAUUCUACUUUUGACCAUUUUUCUUCCUUUUGUUCCUAUGUCCAAAUGGCAGUAACCAACUGGGAAUCUACCAAGCGGCACUCUGUUGGAAUUUUGGCUACAACAUGCUCAUUUUGCUUUCAACUUCCCGGAAACAUUAUUAUUUUUUUUUUUAGUUUUUAACCUCACACCUACAUAUUCUAUUCAUUCUUUUGCUGUUUUGCCCCCAUGUUAUUCUAUUGAUUCCCCUUAACAUAGAAACUCUGCUGUAUUUAUGCCCAACCAAAGGAGAAAAUUGCCUUUCUGCAAUGUAUACGUUUGUGUCCAUUAUUUCUAUAGAGUAGUCCUAAUAUCAGUGAUUACUUCUCCCAUUUUUCUUUUCCAUUUCCUGCAGUUGCAGUUGCAGAUCAUAUUACGAUGAAUGUCUAAGAAACUAUAUCUAUUAUUCCUGUCAUCUUCUUUUUAUAUAAGGUUUUUUUUUAGGAUCACUAUAUAUGGUAGACAAUAUCAUUAAGACAGAUGAGAUCCAUGUGAAAAGGCAGAAAAAAUUAAGUUUGAGAAAUUUGAUGUUUAAUGCAGUUGUUGUUAUUGGCAAAUUGGGCAAGUGGAGUGGCAGGUGGUGUUUUCAGCCAACUAAAAUGCAUUUGGUCCUACCUUUUGCUUCAAUGAUUGUUGCUUUGUCCUUGUCAUCUAUUCUGGCCAUCUCGGUAAUACUAUAUACAAAAAUAUGGAAUUAAGAGAUAAACACUUUAUUAACGGAUGUGCCUGGCGUUGAACCGAGCAAAGAAAAAGUUUGUCAAAGUUCAAACACGUAACGCGCUUCUCACAUUCAAAGUUCCAGUUCCAGGGUUCCCCACUUCCAGCCUCGAGAGCCCUGGCGAACCUGGCCAGGGCCCUCCGCAUAAGCAUUGACCGACAGCAACCUCUAUUGAGCCCACCACGCCCCUUCCGUUUGACCCACCAAGUCGUCAAUUUUUAUGCCCCAAUGUGAACAAAGACGCUGCUUUGUCUUACUCAUUUCCUCUUCUGCCUAACUUGGACCAUAGAUUGUUAAAUCAUACUCACAUCAGCGGUGGAUAAUAAAUGAUGAUAGAAUCCACUCGGUUUGGCUUACUAAUGGGGUUUAAAGCUUAAACUUUCAACACUAUAAAAGAUCAACUUGGGGUUAAUAAACUUGGGGUUGUUGGUUUGAGUCAAAGACUCACAAAUUGAACAUCCAAAUCAAUGGUUCCUGAAAUUUUCAGGAUUUUUUUUUCUUUUUGGUUUUCAAAUAAACCUUUAAAUGGAAUAUACCUUUCCAUGAAUACUUGAAAUUCAGGUUCUUUAAGAAAAGGAAAAAUAAUUACUACAUCAAGAAUUCAAGAUAAUGAAAAAGAGUAAGCAGAUUUGAUAUUCACCAUUGUCAAUGCCGAUCCUCAAAAUUUACUUCUUUUAAAGAAGGAACCUGCCCUUUAGAUAAAAGGUCAUAGUCAAAGCUUACAUUUUUUUAUAAUUAGAAUUACCAAAAAUUAAAUAUAUAUUAAAAUUAAAAUUUUAAUAUUCUAUCGAAAACCAUUCCACCAUUGAAUUAUCAAAGCCUUAUUAUUAAAAUUGCAUAGAAACAAAAAAUCUUACUUCCUAAAAGGUUAAAAAUAUGGCAACAUAUUUUCCAAAUCCAAGAGGUGGAAACCUACCCAAAUUCUAUUACUACAACCAA